ACAAAUCGGCUACGCUUUCAUACAUUCUUACUUCACACAUCAUUUGUGAGAUGAGGAAAAUAUUCUUUUCUUCUUAAUUUUUGAGUUUUUUGUUUAAUUAAUGGUAAUUGUUGUUGGUUUAAUCCGAAUGCAUUGAAUGCAGUGUAUAAAACGUAUUUGAGUUUAAGGCCUGUUCCGAAGGGCGCCAGGUGAACUGAAAAUAAUCAACAAGAAAACGUACGAACGAGUUGGUUGUGGAGUCUCGAAAAAAUCGACAAUUCUGUCGCGGCUGACGCGGGGUUAUUUACAUCCCAAAUAAGUGGAAACUGACAACAUUGCAUUUGUUUAUAAGGUGGUGCAACUUAUUCUGUCAGUGGAGGAAGGGACCGUUGCAAAAAGUGUGGAACGGGAGUCUUUGAUUGCGGACCAUGAAUUCAUACAUGAGACAGUCAUCUGUGUCCGCCGAUCAGAUGCACAGUUUUCUCAAGGACAAACAAGCAUGGGAAAACGCCAUCGCUUUGUAUCAGGGUCCGGAUCCAUUGGACCAUUGGUGGAAUUAUAUUUGUUGGUAUGAAAAUCAUGGCCAUGGUGAUCCCGAUAAUAAAUUUCGUGAAACGCUGGAGAGGUGCCUAACGCUGUACGAGCACAGUGAUUACUACAAACAGGAUUUGAGAAUGGUGCGCUUAUGGUUAAAAUACAUCGAUAUGCAAAACAAUCCAUUGCAUUUCUAUCAAGUGCUCCAUCAGCGUGGAGUCGGCAAACAAGCAGCUUGCUUUUAUAUCGGUUGGGCUACAUACUAUGAGUCGAUCAAUAGCUUCAAAGAGGCUGAAGCAGUUUACAACUUGGCCUUUCAAGAAAAGGCGCAACCAUAUGCAGACUUGCAUCACGCCCAUAGCAAAUUGAUGUACACCAAAUCGGUACAUGCCCAGCAACUGCUUCAACAACAACAACAUCCUGCCUAUGUUCACCAAAAUCCACCAACAAAUGUUUCGGUUGGUCUCCAUGUCCAACAGCAAACACAGCCCCAUCAAGUACAACAAUAUCGUCAGCAAGUUUCCUAUCAGCAGGCAACAACCGUUCCCAACCCAACUAUGGCAUCGCAACCGUCAGUAUCUCAUCCGCAGCAGGCACAUUCUUCGGGAGGACAUCAGCAAACCCAUCAAGUUUACCAUCAACAACAGGUCCAUAACCAUUAUACAUCUACAGUGCAGCAGCAAGUUCAUGUACAGGCGAAUCAGCAGCAGCAACAGCAAGUCCAUGUCCAACAUCAUCCACAACAACCGCCACAUUCGAUGUCAACAGCUGUCCACCAAGCACAACCGCAAACUGUCAAUGCGACACAAAUAUCACAUCAUGUGUACAAUGUUCAACAGACAGCAACCCACCAGGCAACGCCGAACCUGAGGUCUGUGCCGGUAGAGCAACAGUUACCGGCUGCCACUACCAAUAUGACACGCCAACAAUAUGAACGGGCGUUAGAGGCUUCAACAAAACACCAAAACACAACAACAACAACAUGCACACAACCAUCAACAACAGCUGCAACCAGCAGCUCUUCCAUCCAGGUUCCCGGUCUAGAUGCAAAUAUAAAAUUCCCAGCAUAUUGUCGUAACAAUCAUGAAACGUGGCAACCUGCCCUCUUUCUGGAAGAACCAGAUGAUCCUCAAAAAAUAUGUUAUUAUGCUAAAAGUACGGUAUAUCCUCAAGGUCAAGGCGUUGAGUAUAGCCCGGAAGAGAUUAGAGCGAGGCGAUAUAAACAAAAAAUUGCAGAACUGAAACAAAAGCAACAGCAACUUAUGACAGAAGUACAACAGAAAAAUCAAACACAUCAGCUACAAACACAAGCUCAAGCCCAACAAAGUCAUGUCCAAGUACAAGAGAUAGGUUCCUUAAAGAGCGAACCUACCCAUCAUCAUCAGCAGCAGCAGCAACAAGCGACUACGCAACACUAUUACGUUCAACAACAGCAACAUGUACAACAUAAUAACAUUUAUUAUCAAUCACAGAUUCAGCAACACCAACAGCAAAUUAAUCAAAUUCAUCACAAGACGAAUCAUGUGGCCACUAAUUAUCAAGCUGGAUACCUUCAACAACAACAGCAGCAGCCACAACAAUAUACUACAGCUUCCACAGAAGAUGAUGAAGAAGAUGAAGUUGAAGAAUAUGCUGGAGCCGAUACAGAGGGUCAGGAAGACGACAAUCCCGAUACAGAGGAGGAAGACCAACAGCAUCAACAAUAUCAACAAAGACAAUACUAUCAUCACCAGCAUCAACAACAACUCCACUAUCAAAAUAACGCUGUUAAUACCCAAGAUGAUUUGGAAGACCAAAUCGAAGCUUCUACGAUACGUUUUAGUAUGCAUACGCCUAGCCAGGGAUCUCAAAAUAAAACGCUUAAAAUCAAAUUCAAAAAAGAAAGACCCAGCACCGGCACCGAGACUCCUAAUGGUAAUAAUAAUAGCUAUAGUGCUUACACAAUUGAGAGAAUAUAUCAUCAGCCAGAGAUUGACUCGCCAACAUUGCCUGAAAAUGCAUUGAAACGCAACAAUGGAAACAACCACAGUUUCCAUCCAUAUAUUCUGGGCCAAACUUCAACGCCAAAGACUUCCGCUAAGCGACAAAAAUCAUCGAAAUUAAAGAAAGUUUCUAAUAAUUGUCACGUUUUGGCUUGCCAUAAUAGUAAUUCAUCAUCCGCCGAAAAUGGCCAUGUAAACGCACUCAAUGCUAGCAAUAACAAUAACAGUUUAUCCAAGAUCUCUUCGGAUAACAACAACAAAUCUCAUCUUAAUGCCACAUUCAAUGAUAAUGCCAACUAUUCAUUCUCAAGUGCAGCCGCUUUGGACAACUCAAAUUGUUCUCUGUCCAAUGCUGUGGGUCGUCUCAAUUUCCGUGAUGCCUCAGCGCUUAAUAAUACCACACUGAAUCAAAGUAAUGCCGUUGAUAUAUCCACGUAUCAAGAGAAUUCCUAUUUCUCUACCCAACAUGAUGUUGAGGCAAAAGAACGACGUUUGGCUAAAGCAUUAGAGACUAUUGAACGUCAUAUGGCCAAAGAAGCUAUCGAUCCCUUUAGCAGUGAGUUGUGUAAGGCUUUUCUUACAAAGCUCGAUUUUCCCGGAACGGAAAGCGAGGCCCAUGAUAAUUACAAGAUUAUACAAACACCACUACCAAAAAUCGCCAAUACACGACAACUGACAUUAGGCGAUGGCAUGCAAUUUAAUAUCGAUAAAGAGAUUGGCCGUGGUUCCUACGGAUCGGUGUAUAAAGCCACAGAUGCUGUUACGGGCGCUGUUGUAGCGCUGAAAUUCCAGAAACCUGCAAAUACUUGGGAAAUCUAUAUAUGUGAUCAGGUUUUAAAGCGUAUAAAGUCACCCAAUAUCUUACCCGGCCUUAUGGAUAUAUCUACAGCUAUUAUUGCGCCCAAUGCCAGCAUCAUUGCUACCGAGUUUUCGCCCUAUGGCUCAUUGUUGGACAUCAACAAUAAGAUUCGCCAGGCUACCACCAAAGUUAUGCAUGAAUCAUUGGUGAUGCACUUUUCCGCACAAAUAUGUAAUAUAAUCAGCCACCUGCAUCAGAACAAAAUAAUCCAUGCCGACAUCAAACCAGAUAAUUUUCUUUUGAUGCGUGUGCCCAGCACUGAUCUACAUUUUCCUUCAUUACGUCUAAUUGAUUUUGGCUGUGCCAUCGACAUGACGUUAUUCCCCGACGGCGACAAGACGAAAUUCCGGAAAGUUAUACAAACGGACGGCUUUACCUGUAUAGAGAUGCAAGAGGGGCGCUCCUGGUCAUACGAAACCGAUCUAUUUUGCAUUGCGGGAACAGUGCACGUCAUGCUAUUUGGUGAAUAUAUGCAAUUGCAGAAGCGCGGUGAUACUUGGGACAUAAAACAGAAACUGCCACGUUAUCUAAAGAAACACGUCUGGACGCAAUUCUUUGGUGAUAUUUUAAAUAUAAAAUCGAAUAAAUUGCCCAAUUUGAGUGAGAUGCGCAAUAUUUUUGAGGAAGAAGCUGCCAAAAUGGACUCAGAAUUGCAGAAACAAAUGCGUACCCUAUCAAAUAUUUUGCAUAGACGAUAAGUUUUUAAUAAUUUUAGGCAUAUUCUUUAAUCUUAAAACCCCAUUAACUUCAGACGAGUUCAAUAUUUUUCUUUGGUAAAUAUAUUUAGAAGUGAUGAUUAUGUUCUAAUGUUGUACAUGCGCUUACUAUUUGAAAAAAAAAGUAGUUGGCCUAAGGAUAGUAGCAACUAUAUUCUACGCCGAAGCGUUUUUUUACGGCAACAAUAACUUUAUUGCGUUAUUUUUCAUUGUUUAAGAAUAUGCAUCUAUGUUUUUUAUCUAUUUUGCAAACUAACUACUUGUUUUAAUUUUUCCACCAUCAUGAAGUCCAUAAUUGUUGGCAGAUAUCAAUUAUACAAAAAUUGGAAGUGUUUUUUUAAGUUCACUGCUAAAUGCAUUCGCUCUAAAUUGAACAACAGUUGGGUAUUUAACAAAUCGAUUACAACUAUAAAAGGUCCAUAUUGGCACGUAUAACAUACACACACAAAUAAAUAUAUAAAUUUAUUUGUAGUUAUU
Messenger RNA from Musca domestica (house fly), 4547 nucleotides. It is a transcript of the gene Bub1, whose product is annotated as probable serine/threonine-protein kinase fhkB. The transcript has 3 exons. The record is from RefSeq and is a predicted model, not a curated record. Gene Ontology annotation, biological process: protein phosphorylation; mitotic spindle assembly checkpoint signaling; meiotic sister chromatid cohesion, centromeric. Lineage: Eukaryota; Metazoa; Arthropoda; Insecta; Diptera; Muscidae. Bases 408 to 4052 code for a protein of 1214 amino acids. Gene Ontology annotation, molecular function: ATP binding; protein kinase activity.